Molecule: messenger RNA, 1616 nt
Organism: Chanos chanos (milkfish)
Lineage: Eukaryota; Metazoa; Chordata; Actinopteri; Gonorynchiformes; Chanidae
Gene: etv4
Product: ETS variant transcription factor 4
Exons: 12
Coding region: 1-1572 (523 amino acids)
Biological process (GO): cell differentiation; regulation of transcription by RNA polymerase II
Cellular component (GO): nucleus
Molecular function (GO): sequence-specific DNA binding; DNA-binding transcription factor activity, RNA polymerase II-specific
Source: RefSeq, a predicted model, not a curated record
AUGGAUUUUAAAAUGGAUGGAUAUUUGGAUCAGCAAGUGCCUUACACGUUAGCUAAUAGGACGCAAGGAAAUGGGCCCCUAAAUAGACUGUUGAUGGCAGCGAAAAGGAAGUACAUGGACACCGAAUUGCCCCCUCAGGAAUCUGAAGACCUCUUUCAGGAUUUAAGCCAACUUCAGGAGACGUGGCUCACAGAAGCUCAGGUCCCUGACAGUGAUGAGCAGUUUGUUCCUGACUUCCACUCGGAAAACUCAGUGGCAUUCCACAGCCCACCGGUGAAGAUAAAGAAGGAACCUCAGAGUCCUGGUUCUGACCCCAGUCAGUCCUGCAGUCACAAACAAAGCUUCAGUUUCCCCAGUGGAGAGCAGUGCCUUUAUGCCAGUGCCUAUGAGCAGAAAAGAGCGGCGGCAGUGGCAGCUGCAGCAGCUGCAGCAGCUGCGGCGUCUGCAACGUCUGCGACGUCUGCAGGACCUAAGAGCUCCUGCCCUGGGACCCCGAUGUCCCCCAUGCACCAUUACUCCCCGAAACCCCACAUGGGCGCUCGUCCUGACCCGGCAUACAUGAACCCCCCCUCUGCCAGCCAGUCCCACCCAGGACAAAGCCACAGUUUCCCCAUGAACCCCAGUUCCAGGUUCUCCACAGCCUCGGCAGAGAUGUGCCCCCCGUUUGUGCCUCCAGGACAAGCUCUCCAGCGCAUGCACCCUGCCCCAGGCAGCGGAGGGGGCAGCGCAGGUGGGGGAGGAGGAGGAGGAGGAGGUGGAGGAGGAGGAGGAGGACCGUAUCAUCGGCAGCACUCCGACCCCUGCCUCCCCUACCUGCAGCAGAGCUUUAAGCAGGAGUACCUGGAUCCUUUGUACGACAGGGCGGCUCACCUGCCCGGGCCGCACCCCCAGAGGUUUCCCCCUGCCCACAUGAUGGUCAAGCAAGAACCCACUGACUACACCUACGAACCUGAUGUGCCGGGCUGCCCCUCCAUGUACCAUCACAAUGAGAGCUACCCAAAUCCACAGCACGGCAGCGAAGGCUACAUGUUUGAGAAUGACUCCCGUGUUGUUCCAGAGAAAUUCGAAGGCGAGGUGAAGCAGGAGGCAGGCAGCGUGUUUCGUGACGGCGCCCCCUAUCAGCGCCGUGGCUCACUGCAGCUGUGGCAGUUCUUGGUGGCCCUCCUGGACGACCCCAGCAAUGCGCACUUCAUCGCCUGGACGGGCCGCGGCAUGGAAUUCAAACUUAUAGAGCCAGAGGAGGUGGCAAGGCUGUGGGGAAUGCAGAAGAACCGUCCAGCCAUGAAUUACGACAAACUCAGUCGCUCUCUGCGCUACUAUUAUGAAAAGGGAAUUAUGCAAAAGGUGGCAGGAGAGCGUUAUGUUUACAAGUUUGUUUGCGAACCGGAAGCUCUCAUCUCCUUGGCUUUUCCUGACAAUCAGAGGCCUAGCCUAAAGGCGGAGUUCGAACGCUACGUUAACGAGGAGGACACGGUGCCGCUGUCUCACCUGGACGAGGGGGUUUCCUACCCUCCGGAACCUUCUGCCACCAACAUGGGCCCACAGCCCUACUCCAAAGGCUACAUGUACUAAUGCCCCCAAUACCACCUCCCCUACCCCAGCACCCUUUUCUUCUG